UUGAAUAGUUCUUCUAAAGUGAUUAUACUCCUAUAAAUCUACUAGAUUCUUGAUUAAACCUUUUUUAACUGAGUAUAUUUCUAUAUGAGUCAAUGACGUAUGGAUAUACGUCAAUGGAUUUUUCAGUUUCAGUCCUUAUUGGAUGAAUGAAUUUAUUUCUAUAUGAAUUUAUUUAUUUAUUUAUAUAUUUUUUAAAAAUGUUUGUUAGGAGAAAUCGAACUCGAGCAAAUAAAGUAGGCAAGGUUAUUUUUAGAACGAGAAAAAAAAAUCACAAAUAAUAAUAACAAGUUGGGACUUUUAUUGUGACGUGUAUACAGGAAACAUGACCCGGAAAUAAACUCAACACCACGUCCGGAUUCAGCAUCACGCACAUGACUAUACAGAGGAUAAUAGUUUGCUGAAAUGGGAGAUGAAGUGGAACUGAUUGUUGGAAGCUAUGAGCAGAUAGUGUUUGGGUAUCGAGUGUGUCCUGGAGAAGAGGAAUGGAGGUUGGAGCCGGUGUUCACGCACCACGCUCACGUAGCGUGCCUGUCCGCAGUGGCAGCCAACGAGCAGUUCGUGGCUACAGGAAGCAAAGAUGAAACCAUACAACUCUACAACAUGAAGACGAGAACGGAGCAUGGAGCGUUAUUACACCAUGGUGGUACUAUCUUGUGUCUGGAGUUUGGUUCUACAGCUCACCUACUGAGCGGUGGGGAAGACGGCCUUCUGUGUGUGUGGAGCACAAAGACAUGGGAAUGUUUGAAAUCCAUCACAGCGCACACGGGUCAUGUGACUUCUCUCUCACUGCAUCCAUCGGGGAAACUUGCGCUGUCUGUUGGAACGGACAGGAAGCUCAGAACCUGGAAUCUUAUCGAAGGAAGGCCGGCUUUCACCAAGAAUAUUAAACAAAAUGCACAGAUCGUGCGGUGGUCACCAGCAGGAGAUAAGUACGUCGUAGUUGUGAAUGAUCAAUUGGACAUCUACAACCUGGAGUCUGCCAGCAUAAUCAGCAGCUUCAGCUACAGGAAGAGGAUUUCAUGUGUCAGGUUUCUCAAGAACACACUGCUGGCCGUGGCAGGAGAUGAUGAACAUGUCCAGGUGUAUGAUCUCACUUCUGAAAAGUGCAUCUGUGAGUUUAAAGCUCAUGAAAACAGAGUAAAAGCACUGGACAGCUUUGAGAUGAACGACUUGUGUGUGUUGGUCACGGCGUCAAACGAUGGAUUCAUCAAGCUGUGGGACUUCAGUACAGAGAGGCAGGAAGCAGCGCGUCUGCUAGGACAGGUGAACACCACCGCUCGACUCACCUGUCUGUCUGUGUGGAGAAGCAGUGCGAAGGAAGGACAGUCGGACGCACAGCCUGCGACGUCUCAGAUUGAUAAGGAAGCUCUACUGCCGCCUAAAAACAAGAGAGUGAGGAUUAAUGUAGAGACGGUGGUUGUGGAAGAAGACACUCCAUCAAACAAACCGGGCAAAAAGAAGAAAAAACAGAAAGUGCAAUAAGCCAUGUUCAUUCACAUGGCUUGUUUGUUUAUUUCUGUGCAUUUUAAUGAACAGGUGUAACAUGUAUGUAUUGGAUGUAUAUGAACUCAAGAACUCGUCAUGAUUCUUUACGUUGUAGAAAACCCCACAUUUAAAAAGUGUAACCUUUUGAGGGUUGUUGUAUUUUUUCUUUUUUUCUUUUUGCAAGUUCAAGAUUUGUCCUUCUUGUCUGUGGAAAAAAAAAUCUUCUAUUUCAGUGUA
This is a messenger RNA of Ictalurus punctatus (channel catfish), 1722 nucleotides long. It is a transcript of the gene pak1ip1, whose product is annotated as PAK1 interacting protein 1. The transcript is spliced from 11 exons. The record is from RefSeq and is a predicted model, not a curated record. Gene Ontology annotation, molecular function: protein binding. The coding region runs from base 403 to 1482 and encodes 359 amino acids. Lineage: Eukaryota; Metazoa; Chordata; Actinopteri; Siluriformes; Ictaluridae.